UAUUUCUAGACACAUAUUAAUACCUGAGCGCUUGUACUAGGUACAGCACAAUAAGUCAGUGGUUUGCUAAUACACACUUCUGCUUCAAGACAAGGAAGAGAAACACUGUGAAUACUGAAUUUUGUUGAACGUCGUUUGUAUUAGGACAGUGACAGUGACAGUGAGGCUACAGUGAGCUGGAAUCGGACGUGGGAGACAAGAAAUGCCUACAAAAUUUGGUGGGGAACAUGUUUAAAGACUGAACUUUAGAAGCGGUUGAGAUAAGACCAUAAUACAAUAACUAGGUGGGAGGUUGUUAACUGAAUCAGGACAAAUAUACACAUGCGUGUAUCGAAAUGUCACAUCGUUGCUAUAUUUGUAAUUGUUAACGUAUGGAAGAAGUCUCAUUUCAUGUUUGUAGGAGUAUCUGUCUCUCCAUGCAUUUCCUAUGCCCAGCGCCAAGAUUUAAUUUGGUAUCGCUAUAUUCCUAAAGCUAAAUAUAUGUUUCGCACGGCUGUCAUGUUGUUUAUUUAAAUUACGCAGAAAAUUUCUUGAGGGGCGCUGAGUAUUUUAGAGGUUUUUUACCACAGACUUUACGGAGCUAAUGUCGCUUUCAUCUCAGAAGUUCGUACAGCUUCCGUAUUAUUAUAUUACGAAAUUUAGAUAUAAAAAGUUGGGGCGGUUCAUGGCUAUAUAAUAUUUAUACAAAGUUUAAUGAAAAUCCAUUAGUUCGUUCAAACGUUAUUGCUGGGAGCGAUGUGACAUUACAUGGGCUUAAUGCCAUAACCUCUCUUCCGUCAUAAAAUAGGAGAACGGGAAACUUGUGAGGUAAACUUGAAUACCAUUUCGCAUUAUAAAUUAUUAUGGUGUUAUUAGGAUAAAGUAGAAAGGUGGAGUAAUUCUUUUGAUAAGGGAAGUGAAUUGUGAAUCAGGGUGUCCUGUACCUGCCGAAUCUUUGGCUGCAAGUGAUGUUCGCAGAGUUCAACUAUAGCACUAAUUCCGUGGGAUAAACUGUUGAAACGAUUGCUGGUUUUGCUUGUACCUUUGGCCACGUUUGGAAAGAAUCAAACUGGACAGAUUGUUUAACUGCCAUGUGCUCCGACAGUGGAAGGACAGACGGGAAGCACCAUUUAUAAUCGAUCUAUCCGACGCAACACAGUAAUCUGACAGGCGGCACGAUGUAUGGGUUGCUACUGGAAAACAUGGCGGAGUACAUCAAGCAGGUGUAUGGCGAGGACAAGUGGGAGGAAAUCCGACGCCAGGCAGCCGUCGAACAGCCCAGUUUUAGCGUACACCAGGUGUACCCAGAGAACCUCAUACCACGGCUAGCUAAGAAGGCCAUCCAGGUGCUGGGAGUUACUGAAAGGGAAUUCUUUGACCAAAUGGGAGUUCACUUUGUGGGCUUUGUGAGCCAAUAUGGUUAUGAUCGCGUUCUAUCCGUGCUGGGACGGCACAUGAGGGAUUUCCUCAAUGGAUUGGACAACCUACACGAAUACCUCAAAUUUUCAUAUCCCCGCAUGCGAGCACCAUCUUUCAUCUGUGAAAAUGAAACGCGUGAAGGUCUUACACUUCAUUAUAGGAGUAAACGACGAGGCUUUGUUUACUAUACCAUGGGCCAAAUAAGAGAGGUAGCAAGACAUUUCUACCAUAAGGAGAUGCUAAUUGAGCUGGUGAGAGAGGAGCUGUUGUUUGACACCGUUCAUGUUACCUUCCAGCUGACAUUUGACAACCGAGCAUUCACAUUAGCGUCGCUUACCAUGACUCGAGAAGAGAAACAUUUGCCCAUUAGUGCUUCUAUGUUGUUUGAGAUAUUUCCAUUCAGCGUUGUGUUUGGAUCUGAUAUGGUGGUACGCAGUAUAGGAAAUUCACUCAUGGUAAUAUUACCUGAUCUCAUUGGGAAGAAAAUCACGAAUUGGUUUGAUCUUGUACGUCCACUGAUUGCUUUCAAGUUUCAGUCGAUUCUGUAUCGAACCAACAACAUCUUUGAGCUGGUGACAGUUGAACCUGUUCUAACUGAACGUCCUUCUGACCGAAAGAGGGACAUUGUCCUUCUUAGUGAUGAGUCUGAUAGUCUACCAGACGACAAGAAGCUCAGGCUUAAAGGACAAAUGAUAUACAUGGACAACUGGAGGAUGAUGAUGUAUUUAGGAACUCCUGUAAUGCCAGACCUCAAUUCACUUAUCACCACAGGUCUAUACAUCAAUGAUCUCUCCAUGCAUGAUUUCAGCAGGGAUCUGAUGUUGGCUGGAACCCAGCAGUCAGUGGAACUGAAACUAGCUUUGGAUCAAGAACAGCAGAAAUCAAAGAAGUUGGAAGAGUCAAUGAGGAAACUUGAUGAGGAAAUGCGGCGAACUGAUGAGUUACUGUAUCAGAUGAUCCCAAAACAGGUGGCAGACCGACUUCGCACUGGCGAAAACCCCAUUGAUACAUGUGAGAUGUUUGACAGUGUAUCUAUCCUGUUCUCUGAUGUGGUGACAUUCACAGAAAUAUGCAGCCGUAUCACACCUAUGGAAGUUGUCUCAAUGCUCAAUGCGAUGUAUUCCAUAUUUGACACGCUUACUGAACGAAAUGGUGUCUACAAGGUGGAGACAAUAGGUGAUGCAUACAUGGUAGUAUCAGGUGCACCAGAAAAGGAAAUCAGUCAUGCUGAGAAGGUGUGUGACAUGGCCCUUGAUAUGGUGGAAGCCAUCACUGAUCUAAAGGAUCCUUCUACAGGUUCUCAUCUGCAGAUCCGAGUGGGUGUGCAUUCUGGUGCAGUAGUAGCUGGCAUAGUAGGACUCAAGAUGCCUCGUUAUUGUCUGUUUGGCGAUUCUGUCAAUACAGCCUCACGCAUGGAGUCGACAAGUGAGGCAAUGAAGAUUCAUAUCUCUCAGUCAACCCGUGAUUUGCUGUCUCCAAUAUACAUGGUCACUGAACGUGGAGAGAUUCAAGUUAAAGGGAAAGGUAGUAUGAAGACAUACUGGCUUGAUCGCCGUGAAUUUCGUAUGCCACUAGCUCGGCGACCAUCAUCUGUCGGUACAAAAUCAGAAUAUGAAAAACCUGAAACUCCUGUUACCUUCCAGGAUAUAGCGAGGCGGUCCAUUGCAAACUCUCCAGUCAAGAUAAACAAACAAAGAGAGUCCCGAUCGAAUUCUAUGGGUGCAGUGUUCAUGACGUGUGGCCAUUCUGUCAUCAGUGAACAUGAAACCAAUGACCAAGUCUCUCUCAAAGCGCCUCGUUCUAGGACUUUGACAGCACCCUCUCUCAUAAGAACUACAACUACUGUUACUGCUACUUCUUCAAGAACAGGAACAUUAUUAUGCAAAUCUCCUUCUUCACUUAAUAAUCCAAAUGAACCAUUAAUAUUACCCUUACCCCCAAUACCCUGUCCCUCUCCACCAUCCAUCCCCAUCUUUCCAACAACUCCAACUCCUGCUCCUGUCUCAGUCACUGACACCACGACAGAAGUGUCAAUGCAACUUUCCAGUCAGAGAGGCAGCCUGGCAGACAGUGAGAUGAAUCCAUUGCCUAGGAAUGUUGCUGAGGGGAGUGAUGAAGAUGAAGUUCUAGGAACAAAUAUACCAAGGGGGUCAGUGGGGCUACCAUCCACAUCACAGUCAGAUGGGAAUCUUUGUGUGCGGGCAAGACGAGUAGUCCUUUUAGAUGAGGAACAACAGCAGCAGCAGCAGGAUCACAGUCAACAUCGUCACCACCAUCACCAUCGUCAUAAUCACAGUUACCAUGGACAACAGCAACAGCACUGUUGUGCAAGGUUUGGAAGUGGUGACAGUGGCAGUAGCAAACAUCGUCUACACAGCAACUCUUGUGUUCUAGUGUGAACAUGUGCAAGCAUUCACCAUACAUUCAUAACUUAACCAAAAUUGGAUUUAUUUCCAUGACAAGAAGGCAGUUUCCAAAGUAACCCUUUCCAGAAUAUAAUGUUCAAAAUGCAAUAAUGUACCAAUGAAACUUAAUGAAAUAAUUUGUUGAGCUUUUAUAUAGCAUUUUCCUUCUACUAUACUUGUAAUUGACAAAGGCAUUCAAUUAUAUUCAACUUCUGUAAUAAUUUGUGGGUGUGCUGUUGGUAACAGAUAUUCUUCUGUAGGUUCAAUUGGAAAAUUCUGUUACUAACAAGACAGCUAAACAAUUUUGUUCGUUGUUAAUCUGGGCUGCAUUUGUAUCACUGCAGUUAUUUGUAUGCCAGAUCUUGUUUCAGUGAAGUUGUAGUGGAGUUGUAAUAUGGUGGGCUGAAUAUUGUGCAUUUGAAAAGUAGUAUGAAUAUUUUUAAAUUAUCUGGAAAAGAAUUAGGAUGACAUCUCAGUCUAUUUUAUGCAGGAGAAUAAUAAUUUUAAAAUAUCAUGCAAUAAUAUUCUUGAAGGAUGUGAAUGGAACAAUUGAGGAACAGAGAUCUAGUGCCCAUAAACCAUCUUACAAAGACUUUUGCCUGUCUUCCAUCUUUAAAUCUCUUCAUAAUAUGGCUGAAAUAUCUGGUGUUAUUUCUGUGAAUGUUAUAAUGGGCUCAUGUGUAUAUGUUUCCCAUUUGUUUUAUUUGAAUUACAUUGAAACACAUUUGAAAUUUAAUUACAUAAUGUUAAGCAAUCCAAAACCUUGUUCUCAAGUUACACGUAAUUUUCAAGAAGACUUAUUUAAUUUUAUGGAUACUAUUAGAAAUGUUCACAUUAUUUAUGUCUGGCUCUUCAGUGUUUCAUAAAGGAAAUUCACAUUUUAAAUAUUUUAUAUUAUGUUGAUUUUGGGGUGUAUGUUCAAAAUUUUUGUGUUAUUUCAGUUAAAAAUUUUGGUGUUGCUUCUGUUAAAAUAACAUUUUAAAUAUAUCUGUGGUUUUGGUGAUUUCAUGUAAGGAAAUUGUUAAUAAGUUCUGUAAGAUAUUGAGUUCACAGUCACCCACUAGUAUGAACAGAUUCAUUUAUGGUUUUAUGACUCUUAAGAGGGUUGUACUCAGAGGAAACUAUUUUCAUGAAAUUGGUUUCGUAAAAUUGGAAACUAUGGUUAUAUUGAAAAAAGCUGUUGUUUUAAAUUUGAGGUCAUACACUGAGUCAAAUGAAUUGAAUGUCGCAUGAUGUUCUAAUCUGUUACAGUAAGUCCUCUGUAUCUGUCAGUAAUUAGUCCCUUAUAAAUUAGUUGAAUAAGGAAAUGUAAAUUUCAGAAGUAUUGAAUCGUGUGUUGAAAUGAUAAUUUGUUCCUGGGGAAAUCAAAUAAUUGACCAUCAGACUAAUAUUAUGGGUAAAUAAGCACACAAAUUUGGAAUAGUUUAAUAAUUUAUUAAUUGCAUAUUUUAUAUAUUCCAAUAUGCAUGAAAUUAAAUUUUAAGAAAAUAAUUACUAUUUAAUAAAUUUAUUGAAGAAACUUAAAGUGCAGAAGUUGAUGGAUGUGAAUUACUCAUCAUCCUGAAAUAGGAUUCUAGUGUUAGUUUGAUUCCAGCCUUCUUCAUUUCAGGGAAGAUGUCCUUGUAGCAAUGAAGAUCAGCUACCACAAUUCUGAUGACUGCUUAUUUUCCAGCUUCAAAAUCAGCAAUAAUUUUUUAUUUCCAAAGUUGUAAAUAUUGAUGGCCUCUUGGCUUUCUUAAUUGAUUGCACAGAUAUGGGCACUGAUUAUAUUGUAAAAUAAACAAAUGAGGAAAAAAUCAUUAGCAUUUGCAAAAUAUGAAGGUCCUGUUGCUAGACCGAUGUCUGCAGUGCAACUAAUGAAUGCUAGAUGAUUAAAAAGUUGACACUGGUGACAGCUAUGGAAACAAUGAUGUUAAAGAGUAACCAGGCAAUAUGAGAAGCAAUAAAUUCAGGGUUGACAGAAAACAAGGGCUUACUAUAUAGAGAAAAUAAUCUUCCCAUACUUUAAUUUUUUCCUGUAAUUUAUUUCAUGAAAUUAAGUUAUCUUAUAUAAUACAGAACUAAAAGAUUACAUCUUGGAACUAUAAAACUAUGGAAGCAUUAGGCCUACUAGUACUUUAAUACAUGUUUGCCUUUCAUAUUGGUUUUGGUGUAUAGUGAGAAAAUUGUCAUGGUGAUAUUAUCUUGCCGGCAUGUCUCAUCAGUGUACUAUGAAACAAGUAAUAUAAAUGCAACUAAGAGUGUCUUCAGAAACAUUUCAUUACUGACAUGAUCUUUAGGAUCACUCAUUAUAUCACUCUUUGUUGCUAAUUAUUUUUAAGAGAACAGUUAUUGUGCAAUAUUCUGAAACUCAUAAACUCUGGAAAUGUCUGUCUUUAGCACUGAUUUAAAUACAACUUUCAAGUUGGCUAUUUGAAUGGUACUGUACUUAAUGGAUGUUUUUUACACCUGUAAUAUGUCAUAAUCCAAAAGAAAACACUCCAAAAAUAAGUAAAUAUCUGUAUCCAUUUUAAAAAUGUAAAAGCAUAUGGUGAAACAUUUUAAAAUAUGAUACACUAGACAAAAUACAGUUUAAUUUUGAUAAAAUUAUAAUACAAAAUUAGUAGCAUUCCAAAAUUGAAUGGUAUCUUAAGGCUCCUAUCAGUAUAUUUCUUCUUCAGAAUAUUUCAAUAAGAAACAUUUUCCUAGUGUAUAAUAUAUUGCCUUGUACGCUUUAAUCAUUAAUUCAAUGCAGAAGUAUUGCUGGCAAUACUUUAAAUGGUGUAUUGAAUUGUGAAUGUUAAAUUCCACAUGGAACACACAGUGAUUCACUCAUUAACAAAACUGAGAUCUGCCCUGUCAAAAGAAGGAUAUCACAUAUCUUCAAAUCAAAUUUUUGUACUAAUUCUUUUUUUCUCUCCAAAAUUAGGGUAUGUAAUGCUGGCAUUUGCAUUGAUUUAGAAAUACUGACCACGAUUGCUGCUAAAGAAUGUUCUAAUUUUUAUAAAAAAUGCACACAUUUAGCAAUAGGUAUAUUUAAUCCCUUUAAGUUAUGCACAUUUAUACAUGCAUGAUGUUGUUCUACAUAGAGAAUGUGUGUAUGACCUUUGAUAUUAACAUUUUCUAAUGUUUUAAUUUAUUUAUAGCUUUGAAAUGUAAGGAACUAUAAAGAUGUAAAAUUGAUAAAGUAUUAGUAAAGAUACAUAAAGUAACUAAAGAGACCCUCUGGUGUACUGGAUAUUAAUUCUAUUCUCACAUUACUGGUCACAAGAGAAGCUUCAUUGUGUUCAUUCACAAUGGAAACUUAAAAUCUUAUAUAGUUUUUCAUGUUGUAUUAUUACAUAUUAGUCUACAUUUUGUAAUGUUAUUAUUAUUAGUUAAUCCACAAAAAUACAUAAAAAUCUAAGAAUUUCUCCCAGCAUCAGAACAGUUUUUGGUGGCUAUUAUAAAAAUGAUUGUGGGGAAUAAUGUUUACUCUGCCCUACCCCUGGUGCAGAUAUGGUAUAAAAAUAUAUUCUGGAGUAAAUUUGAACUUCAGUUUUAUGACAUUCAAAUGGAAGAAAUAAAUCUCUAUUAAGGUGGUACACACAUCUCAACAUGACAAACCAGCAUGUAGGAUUAAUAGAGUACUAUCUAGUUCUAGUUAUUUGGACAGUUCACAUGUGUAUAUGUUUCAUGUGGAAUUUUAUAUAUUAUGUUUUAAAUGUUCAGUAUUUUGAUUAUUUGUACAGAGACAAUAUGCUAUAAAUGUUGUUAGGUAUUUAUUUUAUUACCAGUGACAUGAUAUUCUUGACUGUGUUGUACACCUUACAACUGUGUAGUAUCUACGUUAGUGGUUAGAUAAUGGCCAAUAAUUCUAUUUUCAAAUACUCACAUUCUGUAGUGUUGUUAUUGAGCAUAAAGUUAUCUAUACUGUC
This is a messenger RNA of Zootermopsis nevadensis, 7699 nucleotides long. NCBI's taxonomy places the organism in Eukaryota, Metazoa, Arthropoda, Insecta, Blattodea, Termopsidae. The record is from RefSeq and is a predicted model, not a curated record.